This is a messenger RNA of Racocetra persica, 260 nucleotides long. The record is from the annotation of a GenBank genome assembly. Lineage: Eukaryota; Fungi; Glomeromycota; Glomeromycetes; Diversisporales; Gigasporaceae.
CAAAGAAUGCCUUUGAAAAAGAUUUCUGGAAAUUAAUAAAUAACUCAAUAUUUGGAAAAACUAUAGAAGAUGAAAAUUUUCUAUGGAGCAAAUUUGGUAAACAUGUCUUAAAAAAUACAAAAGUUAUAGAUAAGUGGAAAGACGAAAAUGGAGAAGAUCGUGCUAUUGGCUAUGCUGGAAGAGAGCUUACACAUAAAAUAUUUGAAGACUGUGUUUUAGAGGGAAAAGAGGAUCAACCACGAACCUCACAAUUCCUCUGA